AUGGCUCUGAGCUUCAGAACCACCCGCCACGCCACCAGACUGGCCAAGGCCUCCCGGCCGCUCUUCUCGGCCAGACACUAUGCGACCGCCGAACCUGACCUGAAGACCGCCCUGAAGGAGGCCAUUCCCGCUAAGCGCGAGCUCCUCCGGCAGAUUAAGGCCCAGGGCGACGAGGUCAUCGGUGAUGUCAAGGUCAGCAACGUGAUCGGCGGCAUGCGCGGCCUGAAGGCCAUGCUGUGGGAGGGUUCCGUUCUGGACGCCGACGAGGGCAUCCGCUUCCACGGCAAGACAAUCAAGGACUGCCAGAAGGAGCUGCCUAAGGGCACCUCCGGCACUGAGAUGCUUCCCGAGGCCAUGUUCUGGCUGCUCCUGACCGGUCAGGUCCCCUCGACGGCACAGGUGCGCGCCUUCUCGCGCGAGCUGGCCGAGAAGUCCACUUUGCCCCCGCACAUCCUGGACCUGAUCAAGUCCUUCCCCAAGACCAUGCACCCAAUGACUCAACUGUCGAUUGCCGUUGCUGCACUCAACACCGAGUCAAAGUUCGCUCAGGCCUACGAGAAGGGCCUGAACAAGGCCGAGUACUGGGAGCCCACUUUCGAUGACAGCAUUUCGCUGCUCGCGAAGAUUCCCCGUGUUGCAGCGCUGGUUUUCCGCUCCAACGAGAUUGAUGCUGUUGGUCACCAGCAGCUGGAUGUUACCCAGGAUUGGUCGUACAACUUUGCCGAGCUGCUCGGUAAGGGCGGCGAGAAGAACCAGGACUUCCACGAUCUGCUACGCUUGUAUCUGGCUUUGCACGGCGACCACGAGGGUGGCAACGUCUCUGCCCACGCUACCCACCUGGUUGGCAGCGCCCUCAGCGACCCCUUCCUGAGCUACAGUGCCGGUCUGCUGGGUCUGGCCGGCCCCCUGCACGGUCUCGCUGCCCAGGAGGUCCUCCGCUGGAUCCUCCAGAUGCAGGACAAGAUCGGUACGAAGUUCUCUGACGAGGACGUCCGCACUUACCUCUGGGAUACUCUCAAGUCCGGCCGUGUGGUCCCUGGCUACGGCCACGGUGUCCUGCGCAAGCCUGACCCUCGUUUCGAGGCCCUGAUGGACUUUGCCGCUACCCGCCCCGAUGUCCUCGCCAACCCCGUGUUUCAGCUGGUCAAGAAGAACUCCGAGAUUGCCCCUGGUGUUCUGACUGAGCACGGCAAGACCAAGAACCCUCACCCCAAUGUCGAUGCCGCCUCCGGUGUCCUCUUCUACCAUUACGGCUUCCAGCAGCCCCUGUACUACACCGUCACCUUCGGUGUCAGCCGGGCCCUUGGACCCCUAGUCCAGCUGAUCUGGGACCGCGCCUUGGGCAUGCCUAUUGAGCGCCCCAAGAGCAUCAACCUGCUGGGUCUGCUGAAGAAAUAA
Messenger RNA from Penicillium canariense, 1398 nucleotides. RefSeq names its product putative citrate synthase Cit1 (gene mcsA). Gene Ontology annotation, molecular function: 2-methylcitrate synthase activity. The record is from RefSeq and is a predicted model, not a curated record. Lineage: Eukaryota; Fungi; Ascomycota; Eurotiomycetes; Eurotiales; Aspergillaceae. Gene Ontology annotation, biological process: tricarboxylic acid cycle; carbohydrate metabolic process. Gene Ontology annotation, cellular component: mitochondrial matrix. The transcript is spliced from 3 exons. The coding region runs from base 1 to 1398 and encodes 465 amino acids.